GACACAAGCCAAUAACGCCAGUGAGAAAGGAGCUUGCCAAAGGCAGUGUACGAAGAAGGUUCUUGGGAGACUGUCAGAAAUGAGUUUUUCACUGAACUUCACCUUGCCGGCGAACACAAACUGCGGGCCCUCUCUUGGAUUAGCGGCGAGCAUCCCAUCCCUGGUGGCCACAGCCCUGCUGGUGGCUUUACUAUUUACUUUGAUUCACCGAAGAAGAAGCAGCAUUGAGGCCAUGGAGGAAAGUGACAGACCAUGUGAAAUUUCAGAAAUUGAUGACAAUCCCAAGAUAUCUGAGAAUCCUAGGAGAUCACCCACACAUGAGAAGAAUACGAUGGGAGCACAAGAAGCCCACAUAUAUGUGAAGACUGUAGCAGGAAGCGAGGAACCUGUGCAUGACCCUUACCGUCCUACUAUAGAAAUGGAAAGAAGGAGGGGAUUGUGGUGGCUUGUGCCGAGACUGAGCCUGGAAUGAUGCAGCUCAGUCAAGGAGCAGACCUGGCACUGGAACAGGGUUGAAAACCCAGGGUUUUGUACUUGGAGAGGAGAGAUGCCAAGCUGCUUCUUAAUCAAUCCAAAUUUCAUUUACAGAUCUGGAACACUUUGGGGCUGAUUUAUCUCCUUAGGGGACAUCCCCAAUAUGGUUAAUUCCAACUCUCAGACCUUGUGCUUUAGUUAGUACAUGUGACUCACCAGAUGGGGUCCUUAGAUCCUGUUCCUGCUCCCAAUGGGAAUUUGCUUUUCUUUGUCAUUUUGGGAAAGGGGCUUGGUUUCUGAGUGUCUUGCCUUCUCAUCUUUUUUUUCAUAUCCUUUUUCUCAAAAAAGCCAUCAGCUCUGACUUCCAUGGAAGUGUUGCCAAGGUCAGCCUGGUGCAAGUUGGGAUAUAAAUGAAACUUAUGCAGGAUGUAUGAGAGGAAUCAGUUAAUUGUUUCUGAAUAACUCAGGGUAGAAAUCACGUGAAGCCACACAUUCCCUGACCACAGGGAAGCACAUGGCUCAGUCAUGUCAUACUGCAGUGGAAAGAAUAUGGAUUCUUAAGUCACACCUACCACUGAGCAGCUGUACGACUUUGGAGAAGUUUUUUAACAUUUCUAAGCCUCAGUUUUUGCUUUUUUAAAGGAGGGGAAAUAUUUGCCUCAUGUCAUAAUUGAAAAGAUUAAAUAAGAAAUAAAGGGAAGUGUCUGCUACUUAGUUGCCAGUCAAAAUGUUAGUUCUCUCUCUCUGCCCUCUUCCUCCUACCUCUUCCCAUAUUGCUUGCCUGAUAAAAUAGCUAGUCACCAGCAUUUGUUCCCCAUAGUCACAGGGUCACACAAGGGAACAUUUAGGGCAAACUUUCUGCAAGGCCUGUGGUCCAAACUGUUAUCUAAAGAUGAUUCUAGGUGUUGCUGGUAGUAUGUGAAUCUU
Messenger RNA from Rhinopithecus roxellana (golden snub-nosed monkey), 1401 nucleotides. RefSeq names its product oligodendrocytic myelin paranodal and inner loop protein (gene OPALIN). The coding region runs from base 80 to 472 and encodes 130 amino acids. Lineage: Eukaryota; Metazoa; Chordata; Mammalia; Primates; Cercopithecidae. Gene Ontology annotation, cellular component: plasma membrane; cell-cell contact zone. The transcript has 5 exons. The record is from RefSeq and is a predicted model, not a curated record.